Molecule: messenger RNA, 765 nt
Organism: Medioppia subpectinata
Lineage: Eukaryota; Metazoa; Arthropoda; Arachnida; Sarcoptiformes; Oppiidae
Source: the annotation of a GenBank genome assembly
AAUAAUAAACUCAAAAAUGAAUACGAAAUCCAAGCGAUGUAUUUACAACUUCAAAGUUUAGUUCACAAAGUAGUGAAUGACAACAGAAUUCCCAUUACUUUGGGAGGCGAUCACAGUAUAGCUAUGGGCUCUAUCAGCGCUAAUGCCGACAAUAUAGUUAAUGGCGAUGACAUGUGUGUCCUAUGGAUUGACGCACACGCGGACAUCAAUACAGUGAAGACGACGAGAACGGGUCACUUCCACGGAAUGCCUCUUUCAUUCCUCAUUCGCCAAAUAGAGCACACCUUUAAUAACCCCAACGGAAACUAUCUUAAAAUAAAGCCAUGUCUUAACGCUAAUAGCAUUGGAUUCAUUGGUCUGAGAGAUGUGGAGUCAAGUGAAAUACAUAUGAUUGAGAAACUAAAUAUAUGUUAUUAUUCGACACAAGACAUCGACAGAAUCGGCAUCAAUGAAGUGAUUGCCCGAACUUUGGACAGAAUUAACCCUAAAUUAGACAAAAGGAUACACAUUAGCUUCGAUGUGGACGCCAUCGACCAAUCGAUAGCCCCGAGUACUGGCACUCCUGUUCCCGGAGGACUCACUUUAAGGGAAGCGUUUUGUAUUGGAGAAGAGAUAUUCAAAACCAAUAAGUUAUGUGGUCUUGAUUUCGUUGAAUUGAAUCCAAUGAUUGGCACUGAGAGUGAUGUCAAGAAGACAAUGGAUUGCGCCCUCAAUGUUAUUCUUUCAUUUUUAGGCAAAUCGCGAAUCAAUUUUAUAAAAUCGUAA